Rubroshorea leprosula is the source of this 1754-nucleotide messenger RNA. The record is from the annotation of a GenBank genome assembly. Lineage: Eukaryota; Viridiplantae; Streptophyta; Magnoliopsida; Malvales; Dipterocarpaceae.
AACUUCUUUGAUCUCUCUUCUUAAUCAAUUUUUUCUCUUCCCUUUUUGUGAGCUUUGACAUGGCGGAUGCUGGUGGCUCAGGCGGGGAUAAGAGGAUGUGGUGUUCAAUUCCGGAGCGGCUGCAGCUGCAUGCGGCCAUGUUGGCCUUGCAGUUUGGCUACGCUGGCUUCCAUGUUGUCUCUAGGGCUGCCCUUAACAUGGGCAUCAGCAAACUUGUUUUCCCAGUUUAUAGAAACAUCAUCGCUUUGCUUUUGCUCCUGCCCUUUGCUUAUUUUCUUGAAAAGAAAGAGAGGCCAGCCAUUACCCUAAAUUUCCUGUUGCAGUUCUUCCUUCUUGCUAUGGUUGGAAUAACAGCAAACCAAGGAUUCUACUUGCUGGGGCUAGACAAUACAUCACCCACCUUUGCGUCGGCAAUUCAAAACUCCGUUCCGGCCAUUACAUUUCUGAUGGCGGCCAUUGUCCGGAUAGAAAAAGUACGAUGGAACCGGAAAGAUGGAAUAGCAAAAGUGAUAGGAACUGCCUGCUGCGUAGCCGGGGCGACGGUGAUCACUCUGUACAAGGGUCCAGUAAUAUACAGCCCUCUUCACCGCCUGCACAGACCCACACCACCCAUGUUUGUUUCUUUUGGAGAUGCAAAUGGAAAGAACUGGACUCUCGGCUGCAUCUAUCUCAUCGGCCAUUGCCUGUCCUGGUCUGGGUGGCUCGUUCUACAGGCCCCGGUUCUCAAGAAGUACCCUGCCCGUCUCUCCGUCACCUCCUACACUUGUUUCUUCGGUCUCAUUCAGUUCUUGAUCAUCGCCGCCAUUUUCGAGAGAGACCCUCAGGCCUGGAUUUUUCACUCCGGCGGUGAACUCUUCACCAUCCUCUACGCUGGUGUGGUCGCAUCAGGGAUAGCCUUUGCCGUUCAGAUAUGGUGCAUUGACAGGGGUGGCCCUGUUUUCGUAGCUGUUUAUCAGCCUGUCCAGACUCUUGUUGUCGCUAUUAUGGCUUCCAUUGCUUUAGGCGAAGAAUUCUACUUGGGAGGGAUCAUCGGGGCAGUAUUCAUCAUAGUGGGACUCUACCUUGUGCUGUGGGGAAAAAGUGAGGAGAAGAAGUUUUUAUUACUAGAAAAGGCUUUGAUCCAGUCCAUUACGGAGCACGGGAACACCAGAGCAUCAACCCAAAUCAAGACAUCUUCUCUCUCUCAGCCUCUCCUCCCUCCAUCAACGGAAAACGUUUGAUCAUCAUCUCUAUAAGAACCCUCAUUAACCUUUAACUUCAGUGUUUGCUAGCUGGAAAAUGGCAGAAAGUGAACCACCAGCUAUAUCAGAAAUGUUUGUGUGUGUAUGUUGUUUUCCCUUUUCCCUUUCUUUUUAAUUUGUAUUUUGCCCCUCUUUUUCUCUUUUAAGUUGUCCAAGAAGCACAGAGAGGGUUAAUUUUGAAGGGGAUGUACGUCAUGAUGAUGAUGAUGAUCAUGAGUGUCACUUGUGUAGGCUACCUGAGCCAAAAUUCCCAUAUGGUUUUUUAUAUGUUAGUUAAGUUUAUGCCUAUUUUCUUUCGGUUUUCUCAUUUUGGGUUAGUGAGUUUUGACUAGAUAACCCAUAAAUUAAGCUCAUUUUUCAUUUUAAAAGCCCACAACCCACACAACCCAACCACAAAUCAACAUUUUAAUCGAGAAUUCGGGACAAAUUUGAUUUAACUAUCUAAAAUUCUAAAUUUAAGUCAUCUUCUUCGUUUAAUUUAUUUGUGUUAUUGGAUAUUUAGAUUUUAAUUAG